CUGAAUUCUUGGAAGUAGCAGUAGAGAAGUGAAAGUGAAAGGUGCAAUAGUCACAAUGGGAGUCCCAGAGCACCAUUAACAGAGAAGCUGAGCAUUAUCAGUAACUACAGCAACAGCUAAAGCUGCCUCUCUGCCCUACAUACCCAGCAACUCUCCCAAGUAUAGAAGCCAGCCUAACAUGUCGCAUCAGCAAAUCGGAAUCCUGGGGAAGGAGGAUUAUGUGGAACCAGUGCUGGGAACUAAGCUGCUCCCGAAAAUACCCUCAGUCAACAAAUAUGAGAGCAGGGGACCUCCAGAUCCAAGGGAUAUUGACAUGCAAAGUAAAUCCAAAAGGUACCUGAGCUUUAAGGAUGUGUUUGGUAUGUUUUAUAGGCUCCAUAUUUCAUCGGUGGCAAAAAAGCUGGCCAAUGCAGGUUUCUACUAUGUGGGCCCCAGUGACCGUGUGCGGUGUUUUUCGUGUGGGGGUCAGUUCGAGAUGUGGGAGCAAUGGGAUUUUCCUCUCACCCGUCACCAACAAACCUUCCCUGAAUGCCCCUAUCUGCAGGAGCUGAAAGCCAAGGGGGAAUGGAAAGUUUGUCACUACGAGCCAGGCCUGGGCUCCAACGUAUUAAUGGAGAAACCCCUUGGGGACCUGAGUGAUGAGCGUCGCAGGUUGGAGACUUUCCGGGGGCACAGUGGACUUUUCCCAUAUAACAGGCAGCUGAUAAUGAUGGUCCUGGCAGGAUUCUGUUAUGUGGGACCUGGGGACCUAGUAAAAUGCUUCAUUUGUGGGGGGGAAUUAGAUAAGUGGGAGAGCUGGGAUGUGCCCCUCACCCGACACCAACACUCAUUCCCUGGCUGCCUCUAUGUGCAAAAGCUAGCAGCUGAAGGGGUUGGGAUACAGAAUCAGAAACAGAGCCAUACGGGGUUUAGUAAAGAGAAAUGUUUGACAACUGAGCCCCCCAACAUUCUGGGGAAGAAAUCCCAUGAUGAUAUGAGCAAUGUGUAUAGCAGGGCAGAUACUUACUGGGGGCACCAUAAACAUUUCCCCUAUAUGAAAGAGUGGGACUUGGCCCAGGCAGGGUUCUACUAUGUGGGACCUGGGGACCGAGUACGGUGCAUCUCCUGCAAUGCUGAACUGGAGAAGUGGGAAAAGUGGGAUGAGCCCCUCACCCGGCACCAACACUCCUUCCCUGAUUGUGCCUAUGUGCAGGAACAGAGGGCCCAGACCACUGGCACACAAGAUCAGUCCCAGGUGUGCCCAAUGCCAAUUAAAGAAGGGGAAAGUGGGAUACCAGCACGCUAUAGUGGCUCCCACAACCCAGGGGAGAAACCCCUGGGGGAUAUGAAUAAUGAGUAUAGUAGGUUAGAGACCUACAGGGGGCACAGUCAGUAUUUCCCUAUGGCAAACCAGAGGAGGUUGGCGCAAGCAGGAUUCUACUAUGUGGGUCCUGGGGACCGGGUGCGGUGCUUCUCCUGUGGGGGGGAAUUAGAGAAGUGGGAGAGAUGGGAUGUACCCCUCACCCGGCACCAACACUCUUUCCCUCACUGCCCCUAUAUGCAGAAGCUGAGAGACGAGGGGGAUGGGAAAGAGAAUCAGUCCAAGGUGUGCGCAGGAAUCAUUAAAGAAGGGGAAAGUGGGACAACAGUGCCCCUCAGCAGCUCCAGUAACCUGGAGGAGAAACCCUGUGGGUACAUGAGUGAUGAAUACAGCAGGUUAGAAUCCUACAGGGGGCACGGUCAGCAUUUUAUAUAUUGGAACCAACAGGGCUUGGCUAAGGCAGGUUUCUACUAUGUGGGGCCCAAGGACCGGGUGCGAUGUUAUUCCUGUGGGGGGGAGUUGGAGAACUGGAUGUUCUGGUAUGUUCCCCCCACCCAGGACCAACGCUCACCUUCUGACUGCCUACAUCUACAUGAAUUGUUCCUCAGCACUACAUUUAUGGUAGGAAAACAGGUUAUAUUGGGUAUGCUAGACCCCAGCAUCCCACUGCUGAGACCCCUUGGAGAAGUGAGUGAAAUAUGCAUCAGAAUAGAAAGUUAUAAAGUUGCCAAGAAGCAUUUCCCCUAUCAAACUUCUGAUGAAUUGGCUUGGGCAGGGUUCUACUAUGUGGGACCCGGAGACCGUGUGCGGUGCUUCUCCUGUGGGGGAGAAGUGGAUAACUGGGAGCCUGGGGAUGUGCCCCUCACAAGGCACCAACUUUCCUUCCCUCACUGCUCCUAUGUACAGGGCCUUUCCAUCAGACACAGCUACUUUAUGGAAGAAGGAGUUGGACCGGGUUUUUUGGACACCAACAUCCUGGGGAAGAAAGCCCUUGGAGACAUGAGUGAUGAGUACAGCAGGAUACAAAGUUAUCAAGCUGCUAAAGAACAUUUUCCAAAUCAAACCCCUAUUAAAUUGGCCUGGGCAGGAUUCUACUAUGUGGGCCCAAAGGACAAGGUUCGGUGCUUCUCCUGUGGUAGGGAAAUGGAUGAAUGGUGGUCAAGGGAAGAUCCCCUCACUGAGCAUCAUCGCAGGUUCCCCCAGUGUCACUUUAUCCUGGGCAGAAAAGCUGUGAGUAAUGACCCUUAUACAAUGGCUGAGAUGCUAAAAGGCUUAAACAAUCAGCAAUCACAGCCAACUGGGACAGCUGCACCAUCACAGGAUGGACCCGUUUCUCCAGAGGGGAAUCCUCCAGGAGGACUGGAAGAAGGACCUGCUGGAGGGAAAGUAGACGGACCUGCUGGAGGAAUGGCAGAGGGAGAUGCUGGAAGAAAGGAAGAGGGACCUGUUGGAGCAAUGGAAGAGGGAGCUGCUGGAGGAAUGGAAGAGGGAGCUGCUGGAGGAAUGGAAGAGGGAGCUGCUGGAGGAAUGGAAGAGGGAGCUGCUGGAGGAAUGGAAGAGGGAGCUGCUGGAGGAAUGGAAGAGGGAGCUGCUGGAGGAAUGGAAGAGGGAGCUGUUGGAGGAAUGGCAGAGGGAGCUGCUGGAGGAAUGGAAGAGGGAGAAGCUGGAGGAAUGGAAGAGGGAGCUGCUGGAGGAAUGGAAGAGGGAGCUGCUGAAGGAAUGGAAGAGGGAGAAGCUGGAGGAAUGGAAGAGGGGCCUGCUGGAGGAAUAGCAGAGGGAGCGGUUGGAGGAAUGGAAUUAGAAUUGAGAGAACAAGAAGAGGAGCCCUACAGCUGGCCCAAAGCAAGCACAAUGGAAUGCGAGCUCUGUGGGAAGAUCCCUGCUGCAACACCAGCCUUUCCUAUAAUACACAAGAGAAAAUACAGGUUAGAUCUGCCCCAUGGAGGUCUCUUCCACUGUUGUGAGACAGGAAUCAUGUUUCACGUUCCUUCACCUUCUGUCAUUGAAUUUACGCUCAGCUCUUGGAGAGAUUCUGCGCUGCAACGCCGAUAUGAUGCGGUCGGUCCUGUUUUUGAUGUGAAAGUAAUAUCUGGCUUGGUGUCAGCAGUCUAUCUGCCUCACUAUGUGUGUCUGAAAGCUGGAAACAUCGAUGUCAGCCAAUUCAAAAUCGCUCAUUAUAUAGAUGACAAUGUGGUACUGGAAUCACCAACAAGAGUUGAACCUUUUUACACAGUCCUGGAAAAUCCCACCUUCUCCCCAGUGGGGGUGGUUCUAUUAUGGGCAAUGACUGAAAUAUUUAAAGUAAAGACUCGGAUCCAUGGAGUGGUCCAUCUGUAUUGCAGCUACAGAACAGGUUAUACCAUUCACCUCCACUUCAUGCCGCACGACCGCUCAUUACACGAGGCUGUUAAAGAUGAAGAGAAAGAACACGGAUUUCAUUUUAUUAGCAAACCUUAUGGGACCAGCGCGGUGUUUACUGCAACUGACUACACAGUGACGGCACCGGACUAUGCAACAAUAAGACCAGAUAAUAUUCCAAUUCGUUUUAAUGGAGAUUUCUCUGAAAUAUAUAUUCCUUCAUCUAAAAUGGAAGAAGAAAUCGAAAUUUCCUUGAAACCAGGUUCGGAAACAGAAACCAACUCAGUAUGGGGCGCUACAGUGAGGAGAGAGGAUCUUGGUUCAAGGUCACAGGAGGCUUCUGGCAGGAAGCACUUUAUAGAUAGUAACCGUUCAGCUUUGAUUGACAGAAUGUCCGUCCCUACCAUUAAUGCUGUUCUGGAUGAGCUACUGAGCGAGGAGAUCCUGAAUGAUGAGCAGUACAGCUCUGUGAGGAGCAAGAAACUCUCCCAGGAGAAGAUGAGGGAGCUUUAUAGCUAUGCCAAGUCCUGGAGGCACCAGGAUAAGGACAUGUUCUUUUCCCUUCUGUUAAAACACAAUAACUCGCUUGUCAUGGAUCUCAUGAAAUACUAGAGGAUUGCCCUCAGCCCUUCAGCAGUUGGAUUCAAGACUGGAAGAAUGCCUUCAGCACCUCAGGAGUUUGAUUCAAUACUAGAAGAAUGCCCUCAGCCCUUCAGGAGUUGGAUUCAAGACUAGAAGAAUGCCCUCAGUCCUUCAGGAGUUGGAUU
This is a messenger RNA of Xenopus tropicalis (tropical clawed frog), 4425 nucleotides long. RefSeq lists its product as uncharacterized. The transcript is spliced from 9 exons. The record is from RefSeq and is a predicted model, not a curated record. Gene Ontology annotation, biological process: innate immune response; regulation of apoptotic process; inflammatory response. Gene Ontology annotation, molecular function: metal ion binding. Bases 179 to 4270 code for a protein of 1363 amino acids. NCBI's taxonomy places the organism in Eukaryota, Metazoa, Chordata, Amphibia, Anura, Pipidae. Gene Ontology annotation, cellular component: cytosol.